CGGUUGAAAAAAUGAUCUGCAUACUUAUUUUCUUCUGUUUAUGGCAUCUGAUUGGUGAGUUAAACAUGUUUUUAUCUCAUCAGGUUACAUAAAGUCAGAUUAACAAAAAUUUUGUCAACUUUAAAUUGCUCCAAACCUGUUUGUCUUUCUUCUGUGGAAACUCAAAAGACAUUUUUGUGUGAAUGCAGUGCACUGGAUCUUUUGGGUUCCACAUAUUGAAUAAAGUCGAACAGGUCUGGAUCAACAGGGUGAGCAAAUAGUGACAAAACAUUCAUUUGUGCGUGAACCGUUUUUUAAAUCUGGGUAUUUUGGUUUGCUUGGUUCAGUAACAGACAGAAUGAAGAUGUCCGUGAUGGAGGGAGAUGCUGUUACUCUUCACACUGAUGUUACUGAUAUACCCAGACAAACUUUAAAUUACAUACAGUGGAGGUUUGGACCUGAAAAAAACAAACAAACAUUUAUAGUCAUUCAGUUUAAUAAGGGGGCACCUGUUAUUAAUUAUUUUAAUGCAGAGAUAUUCAGAAACAGAUUACAGAUCGACAAUCAAACUGGAUCUCUGACCAUCAGGAACAUCAGAACAACAGACUCUGGACUUUAUCAACUGAUAAAAUACAAACCUUUCUACUUCAAUGUUAUGGUCUAUGCUCGUCUGCCCAUUCCUGACAUUACUAGGGACUCUUCAAACUGUUCAUCAUCAGGAUCAUUAGGUCAGAAUUGUUCACUGUUGUGUUCAGUUGUGAAUGUGAGCGCUGUGACUCUCUCCUGGUACAAAGGAAACAGUUUAUUGUCCAGCAUCAGUGUGUCUGAUCUCAGCAUCAGUCUGUCUCUACCUCUGGAGGUGGAUUAUCAGGAGAACAACACCUACAGCUGUGUGAUCAACAAUCCCAUCACAAACCAGACCACACAUCUGGACAUCAGUGAACUCUGCCACACAUGUGCAGACUCUGUUCACUGUUGCGGCUUCACUGAAGUUGUGAUUCGAUUGGUCAGCUCUGCUGUGGUGGGCUUGGCUAUUAUUGCCAUAGUGGUGUAUGACUUAAAAUCCAGAAGAGCUAAGAUCCUGAAUGAUGGUCAUGAAAAUCCUGGAAAUAGAGAAUUUAACAGUCACUGGACAGGAAAUGAAUACAAUCUUGAUGAAAUUUGAAUAUUGAUAUAAUUCAGCUGUAAAAUAUUUCAUUAAAUAAGUAAGAACAUUUCUCUUGAUUACCACUUCAGUUCUGUUGGAACUAAACUCUGCAGGACAUCGGCACUCCAGGACCGAAUUUGCCUACCUCUGGCUAUUCCAUGGCAGCUCCUUAUA
Molecule: messenger RNA, 1300 nt
Organism: Carassius carassius (crucian carp)
Lineage: Eukaryota; Metazoa; Chordata; Actinopteri; Cypriniformes; Cyprinidae
Product: SLAM family member 9-like
Exons: 3
Coding region: 338-1144 (268 amino acids)
Source: RefSeq, a predicted model, not a curated record